Molecule: messenger RNA, 3703 nt
Organism: Juglans microcarpa x Juglans regia
Lineage: Eukaryota; Viridiplantae; Streptophyta; Magnoliopsida; Fagales; Juglandaceae
Product: AP3-complex subunit beta-A
Exons: 11
Coding region: 139-3600 (1153 amino acids)
Biological process (GO): vesicle-mediated transport; intracellular protein transport
Cellular component (GO): membrane coat; AP-3 adaptor complex
Source: RefSeq, a predicted model, not a curated record
AGAACCUGCUACUCCAGCAACCAAACAGACCCAAAGUGCACGCCGUCUGGCGUCUCCUCUCCUUGCUAGUAGUUGCUACAGCAGCGCAGGAAAGGUAAGAGAAAAAAGGAAAUCUCAAAUCUCCGCAUCGGAAAGAAAAUGUUCCCCCAAUUUGGAGCCACUGCGGAGACUCUGAGCAAGGCGUCGACGAUGGUGUUCCGGAUCGGAACGGACGCACACCUGUACGAUGAUCCGGAGGAUGUCAACAUUGCUCCGCUCCUUGAGAGCAAGUUCGACUCCGAGAAGUGCGAGGCUCUCAAGCGAUUACUCGCUCUCAUUGCCCAGGGCUUCGACGUCUCCAAUUUCUUCCCCCAGGUUGUUAAAAACGUGGCGUCUCAGUCAUUGGAAGUAAAGAAGCUGGUUUACUUGUACCUGCUCCAUUACGCAGAAAAGCGUCCAAAUGAAGCGUUGCUAUCUAUUAACUGCUUCCAAAAGGACUUGGGGGAUCCAAAUGCUUUGGUGCGGGGGUGGGCACUUCGAACCAUGGCCGGAAUCCGGCUACAUGUAAUUGCACCUCUUGUUCUGGUGGCUGUGGGAAAGUGUGCUAGAGAUCCUUCUGUUUAUGUUAGGAAAUGUGCUGCCAAUGCUCUUCCCAAGCUGUAUGAUUUGCGCCUAGAGGAACAUAACUCUGCAAUUGAAGAGAUUGUUGGCAUAUUGUUAAAUGACCAUUCCCCUGGAGUACUUGGAGCCGCAGCUGCAGCAUUUGCUUCAAUUUGCCCAAAUAAUUUUUCUCUGAUUGGACAAAAUUAUCAGAGGUUAUGUGAGAUUCUUCUCGAUGUGGAAGAGUGGGGGCAGAUAAUCUUAAUUGGGAUCCUUUUGCGCUUUGUAAUAGCGAAACAUGGGCUUGUUAGAGAAUCCAUUAUGUUUUCUUUGUGUUGUACAGAGAGUUCCAAUUCUGGAAAGGAUGGUUCCACUACCGAAAUUUCAAUAAAAGAAGACCCGGGAUUUUUGUGCGGGGGUAAUAACUUUGGAUUAGACGUUGACGUGAGCGGGGAUAAUGACUUGUUAGCAAGCAUGAUAUCCAGGUGUUAUAUUGAAGGGCCGGAUGAAUACUUAUCACGGUUAAGUUACACAAAUAGGGGUCCUGAACUGAAUGUUGCCCAAUUUACUUCUGGAAAAAGUAACAAUGACGUGAAGAUCCUGCUGCAGUGUACAUCCCCAUUGUUAUGGAGUAAUAAUAGUGCUGUGGUACUUGCAGCUGGUGGUGUACAUUGGAUAAUGGCCCCGAGGGAGGAUGUCAAAAGAAUUGUCAAACCACUCUUAUUUGUUCUAAGAUCAUCCAGUGCCUCGAAAUAUGUGGUUCUCUGCAACAUUCAAGUCUUUGCCAAAGCAAUGCCUUCUCUAUUUGCUCCACACUUUGAAGACUUCUUCAUAUGUUCUUCAGAUUCUUAUCAAAUAAAAGCUUUGAAGCUUGAGAUACUCUCUUCCAUUGCUACAGAUUCGUCCAUUUCAUUUAUUUUUAAAGAAUUUCAGGAUUAUGUUAGAGAUCCAGACAGGAGAUUUGCUGCUGAUACUGUUGCUGCAAUUGGUUUAUGUGCACAACGACUUCCAAAAACGGCAAACACAUGCUUGCAAGGGCUGUUGGCUCUGACUAGACUGGAAUUUUUGUCAAGUGACAUCGAGUCUGUGGAGGGAGAAGCGGGUGUUUUGAUUCAAGCAAUAAUGUCCAUUAGGUCAAUCAUAAAGCAAGAUCCACCCAGUCAUGAGAAGGUUAUAAUUCAGUUGAUUCGUAGUCUGGAUUCAAUCAAGGUACCUGCAGCCCGUGCGAUGAUUAUUUGGAUUGCAGGGGAGUAUUGCUCUUUGGGGGAUACAAUACCCAGGAUGUUGACCACAGUACUCAGUUAUCUUGCUUGGCACUUCACCACAGAAGCAUUGGAAACAAAGCUCCAGAUACUUAAUUCUAUUGUGAAGGUAUUAUUAUGUGCAGAAGGAGAAGAUCUUUGGAGCUUCAAAAGAGUCUUAAAUUAUGUGCUUGAACUGGCUGAGUGCGACUUGAACUACGAUGUUCGUGACCGUGCACGUUUUUUAAAGAAGAUUUUGUCAUCUAAUUUAGAUCCUCAAGGACUCGAGGAAGAAGCAAAUAUUAUUCUUCAACAUAAGGAGCUAUCACAUGUACUUGCAGAACACAUAUUUGGGGGACAGACAAAGCCAGUGUCCCCUGAACCCAUGAACUGCCGGUUUUAUCUUCCUGGUUCUCUUUCACAGAUAGUUCUCCAUGCAGCUCCAGGUUAUGAACCCCUUCCAAAACCUUGUAGUCUGCUACGUGAUGACAUCGACCUCUCUAAUGUAUGUCAAGGGACAAAUGCCUUGGAGAGUGCCAAAAAUAGUGACUUCUAUGACACAGAUGAUCAUGGCUCAUUAUCUCGGUCUUUGGAUGAGGAAAGCACUUCUGAUUAUAGUCGCCAGGAUUCUAUUACCAAAUCAAGCGUCAGCUCUGGUGGUGAUGGGACCAGCUCUGCAAAUGAAGAUGAUGACAAUUUGGAUCCACUGAUUCAGAUUUCAGAUGUUGGCAAUGCUUGUGAAAAUCAGAAUGGAGUGUCUCACUCUGGGUCUGCUGAUUUGGGGGAAUUGAUAUCAAAGAGAGGUCUAGAAUCCUGGUUAAAUGAUCAGCCUGGUUUAUCCAGUGCGAGUACAUCAGAACCAAGUCAAGUCUCUAUAUCUACUGCAAGAAUCUCUAUUGGGGAUAUUGGACGCCAGGUUAAAAUGAAGAGCUACACACUCUUAGAUCCUGCAAACGGAAAUGGGUUGAAGGUGGAUUAUACAUUUUCAUCUGAAGUUUCGACCAUAUCCCAUCAUCUUGUAUGUGUAGAAGUUUUCAUAAAAAAUUGUUCUUCAGAGGCCAUGUCUGACAUUUUUUUACAAGAUGACGAAUCUAGCAAACGCUCUUAUUCUGCAGAUCAAACAAUAGUUGCCAUGGACAGCUCUUUGGCAUCCCAUAAUGACAUACCGGUUAUAGUUUCUAUGGAAGAGAUCACUUCUCUGGAACCUGGUCAGACAGCAAGGGGGAUUAUCCAGGUUCGCUUCCAUCAUCAUUUAUUGCCUCUGAAACUCGCCUUAUUUUGCAAUGGCAAGAAGCUUCCAGUUAAGUUGCGGCCAGACAUUGGAUAUUUUGUAAAACCACUUCCAAUGGAUAUCGAAGCCUUUACUGAUAAAGAAUCUCGUCUCCCAGGAAUGUUUGAAUAUGCAAGGAGUUGCAUGUUCACCGAUCACAUAGGGGAGUUAAACAAGGGCAAGGACGAGAAUCUAGUAACAAAAGACACCUUUCUUGUAAUCUGUGAGUGCCUAGCAUUGAAGAUGCUUGGGAAUGCAAAUCUUUUCCUUGUAUCAGUGGAUAUGCCGAUUGCUGCUAACCUCGAUGAUGCAUCUGGUUUACGCUUACGAUUCAGCAGUGAGAUCUUGAGCAAUUCAAUUCCCUGCUUGAUUACCAUUACUGUUGAAGGAAAGUGCUACGACCCAUUGAAAGUGUCCAUUAAAGUCAACUGUGAGGAAACUGUAUUUGGUUUAAAUAUGUUGAACAGAGUUGGGAAUUUCUUAGCCGAGUCCUCUCAAGCCCACUUAUAAUUGGCCGUAUUGGGACAAAUGUGAAUUUUUGGGAAGAAGAUAGGUGGUAAACUCAAAGAAAUUGACUCAUUGUUUAAAAUAUAUGGUUGAAUUUGUUAUUUCA